This is a messenger RNA of Pelmatolapia mariae (spotted tilapia), 1969 nucleotides long. RefSeq names its product COPI coat complex subunit zeta 2 (gene copz2). Bases 66 to 602 code for a protein of 178 amino acids. The transcript is spliced from 9 exons. The record is from RefSeq and is a predicted model, not a curated record. Gene Ontology annotation, biological process: retrograde vesicle-mediated transport, Golgi to endoplasmic reticulum; intra-Golgi vesicle-mediated transport; intracellular protein transport. Gene Ontology annotation, cellular component: COPI vesicle coat. Lineage: Eukaryota; Metazoa; Chordata; Actinopteri; Cichliformes; Cichlidae.
GUGACAGCUCAGAGCUGUCCACGUCAACACACCGAGCGAGCGGAGCGACGGCAGGAGCAGCAGCAAUGGAUUCCACGUCUCCGGAACCGUCCCUCUACACAGUUAAAGCAGUUUUUAUUCUCGACAAUGAUGGCAACAGACUUUUGUCAAAGUACUAUGACCCAGAGCUUUACCCCUCCAUGAAGGAGCAGAAAACCUUUGAAAGGAAUGUUUUUAACAAGACACACAAAGCAGACAAUGAAAUAGCUUUUCUGGAAGGCAUGACCAUCGUGUACAAGAGCAGUAUAGAUCUUUUCUUCUACGUUGUGGGAAGUGCUCAGGAAAAUGAGCUCAUGCUGAUGUCAGUACUUAACUGCCUGUUUGACUCCCUCAGUCACAUCCUCAGGAAAAAUGUGGAGCGGAGGUGUUUAUUGGAAAACAUGGAAGGAGUGUUUCUUGUUGUGGAUGAAAUCAUUGAUGGGGGGGUGAUUCUGGAGAGUGAUCCACAGCAGGUCCUACAGAAGGUCAACUACAGGGCGGAUGAGAACCCAUUAACUGAACAAAGCGUGGCUCAGGUUUUGCAGUCAGCCAAGGAGCAGAUCAAAUGGUCUAUACUGAAAUGACUGAAAACAAAUCUGAUUCUCCAAAAAGAAUGUUUCCAGUCCCAAAGCUAUUUUUACAGGGCCAAACAGAAGGGAUGGAUGUUACUGAAACGAUGGCCAAUAGGCUGCCUUAGGUGUGUUUUUGUGAUAACAUUUUUUUCCUAUUGUGUGUGACAAGUAUUUAAUUCAUUUGGGAGUAAACAUAGCCCUUAUAUAUGUGGAGGUGCCAUUUAGCAAGCCAAAUGACAUUUCUUAUUUUAUUAUCAUAAGUAAUAUCCAGGCAGCUAUCCAGUACCUGAAUUGUCAAAAGAAGUGCAAGAAAUCGGUGGAACAACAUUGUCCGUUCUCAGUCCCAACGAACUGAUCGUGGCUCUUGGGUUUCUUUGAGGGGUUAUGCUUUUUUUUUUCCCUUUCACCUUGUGUGUGUGUGUGUGUGUGUGUGUGUUUGACUGUGUGUAUCAACAAUAUUACAAAGCCAAAUUAAUUUCUAUUACAACACUACAAGAAUACAGAAGGUAAUACUAAAAGUUUGUUGUAUUGAUUUUCAACUGACUCGUUACACUCAUGAUUUCCAUAAUGCUUCUUUGAAGCCCAAAAGCAAAUGCAGUUAUGCUUUAUGACACUAAGAAGUCACUGUGGUACAGAUGCAGGAAAUCUAAUUUAAUGAAAGUCUGCACAUGUGAAUGAAUUUUAGAACCAAUGGGAGCUUAAAAAAGAUAAAAAUAAAUAAACAAAAAAGUGCACAGGAUCCUGUGGCCAGAGUUACAAAGAAUAUUGUCUAUUCUACUGUUGUGAUAAUAAUUAAAGAUUUUAAAAGACAUUACAUGUUUUGUUAGUUGAUGAAGAGAAAUAUGGCCAAAGAGAAACUAAUUAUUUUUUUUACAUAUGAAUGUUGCUUUCUCUGUCUGCAAGAGAGCUAAUAAAACUAUAUUUGUCCUGGUUUCAGAUGGUCUGCUUAGCCAUUAUAUAUUCUUGUUCUUUUAUUUUUACUUUCAAUUAGUUCAUCCCCGUGGAUGUCGCAUUUAUUUGCUCUCUGAGCUAAUCAGAGUUCAAAAGUGUCUAACAUAAUGAAUAUUAAUAAGCACUCUAAAGGACUUCGUUUGUGUGGGCGUGGUCUGGAAAAUUAUUUGCAGAAAGCAGGUGACGUCAGUUGGCACGUGUUAAACUCACCGAGCCAAUGGUUCGUUAUGGGUUUAUUUUCCGAUGAUAUUAUUGGCUGGCUGCCGCACACGCCUGCAACUCAUCGCAGGGCACAAGAAAUCAGACGAAAGCCUUAAAUUUAAGGUACAAAGAGAAAAUUAAUGUUUUUAUGUUAUUAUCAGAAUUAUUUUGGCUGAAAUUGAAUUAUUAUUGAUAUCUUGAAAUAAAACUGAAUAAUACUUUUGAAA